ACCAGCCUUUUUUCUUCACACUCUCCACCAUUCACUUUGAACACCCAACAAUGACACCCACAGCAGCCACGCUCGAACUGCUCUGUUUAAUCAGUGGUGACCCUGCCUCAAAAGCAUUCGCCGUUGAGAUUUCCUCCGAUAAAACUGUCUGUCAUCUCAAAAGCUUAAUCAGCAACCUCACACAAAUCAUUGUUGGCAAACUUGUUCUUUGGUGCGCUAUGAUUCCUUGGAAUGUGGACACAGACAACCAGCUCAUUGCUGGUAAUAUUGAUCUCAAGCGUCAGCUCCACUCAAUGGAGACACUGCAAGAUGUGUUCAAGGACGGAGCUCCAAAAGCCACGAUCCAUAUUAUCGUCGAGCAGCCCAAAGAAGAUUUACAUGAAGAGAAAAAAAAAUUACAAGAAGAGAUGAAAAAAUCACAAGAACAGUUGCGUGAAGUGAUAAAAGGUUUACAGGGACAAUUACAUGAAGAGAAAAAAGCUUUACAGGAACAACUACAUGAAGAGAAAAAAGCUUUACAGGAACAAUUACAUGAAGAGAAAAAAAAAUUGGAGGAUGUGCAGAGUAUCUUCGUAUUAGACGUCAUCGUACGGCCAAGCAAGAACAAGUCCUUUCGCUGGACAGCCGAUGUCGAGAAAACAACAGUGAAAGAGCUUGUGGGCGCGAUCUUCCGUGCAUAUCCAGAAAGAGAGGACGGAAAAGGAGAUCUUGUUCUGUCAGUAAUCGUGGAUGGCCGCUCAGAAGUCCCCGACGACAAUCACUUUAGAAAUAUCCUAAGACAGCAAAGGAAGACUGGUGGAAUGACCCUAGUAGUGGCGCUGGAGACCCCAACAAAAAAAUAUACAGACUUUACGCUUGCAGAAGUCAACACUCUGUACGGUAUAUCGAACAUGGAGGCACCCGACAUCCCUGAUCUGCCAUCAUUUGACAACAUAUUGACAGAGAGCAUAAACCAGGAUGCAUUGCGGAAGCUGUGCGAGGAGCUUGAUGCAAGAGUAAGAACAAUGGGAAGCCGCUUACCAUCAAACGAAGCAACUUGUUCCACCUUUGUUUGUUCGUACAUCACACAGGCUGUAUUGCUUUUUGAGAAAACGUUAACACUUGUUCAACAAAGAGAACUUCGCGGUAAACAUGGUCAUGGAAGGGUGGAUUUUUCCAUCGAAGCCGUUGGCGGUAUGAACCACAUUCUAGGUGUCACACAGGUAAAGCGAGAGGACUUCAAGAAGGGUUUGGCCCAAAACCUGGUGCAGCUGGAAUCCUCAUUGACGAAUCGAAAGCGCAAGCGUACAGACGACGACGAUGGAAAGGAGGAGGAUGAGGCCAACCCAAUGAAAGCAUAUGGUAUCGUUACGGAUGCCAUGACCUGGUAUUUUGUGGAAUGUAGUAUAGAUCGAUCUCGAUGCGCGUCUUCAGUGGCAAGUUGCCCGAAAUUCAAGGUAUCGAGACUGGCUCCUAAGGUUGAUUAUGGGAGCGCCGGUUGGGAGGAGAGUGCGAAAGCUAUUUUUGGUCGUAUUGUAUGGUUAAUGAGACAGAUGGAGGCGGAAAUACCAAGACGUGGCCUGAACUACAAGAGGCAGGAAACCAUCGAUAACGUCCUUGAGCCACAAGAGGUUUGGAAAAUCCAGUGUACAAAACAGUCCAAAAUAAAAGAUAUUAUCAAACUGC
Lobosporangium transversale is the source of this 1665-nucleotide messenger RNA. RefSeq lists its product as hypothetical. Lineage: Eukaryota; Fungi; Mortierellomycota; Mortierellomycetes; Mortierellales; Mortierellaceae. The annotation marks the transcript as partial. The transcript has 2 exons. The record is from RefSeq and is a predicted model, not a curated record.